Magallana angulata is the source of this 14228-nucleotide messenger RNA. RefSeq names its product E3 ubiquitin-protein ligase HUWE1-like. The record is from RefSeq and is a predicted model, not a curated record. Lineage: Eukaryota; Metazoa; Mollusca; Bivalvia; Ostreida; Ostreidae. The transcript has 81 exons. Gene Ontology annotation, biological process: proteasome-mediated ubiquitin-dependent protein catabolic process; positive regulation of protein catabolic process; protein polyubiquitination. The coding region runs from base 108 to 13373 and encodes 4421 amino acids. Gene Ontology annotation, molecular function: zinc ion binding; ubiquitin-protein transferase activity; protein binding. Gene Ontology annotation, cellular component: nucleus.
CGGCCUUUUAAAAAACGAGGCAACCAUCCGGGCCUUCAGAAAAUUUAACAUGGCAGCCGUCUGGAGCAAACCAUGAUGAGAAAUAAAGUGAAAUACAGAUAAUCAAAAUGAAGAUCGACAGAAAUAAAUUAAAGAAAUCAACAACAGAAGUGCCUGCAGAUUGUCGGGUACUGAUUGAGAAGCUGCGAAAUGCGACAGAAGAAUACCUGUACAAAGAAUUACAGGCCAUCACGACUGUUACGUCAUGGACCUAUGGAAAGUGCGAGCUUUACCAUUGGUCGGAUAUAUUGGACAAGUUUGAUGAAAUUAUGGAAAAAGCCUGUAAAAAAGAGACAGAGAAAUGGACGCUGGCUUGUGAUCUGCCUUCAAAUGAGCGGCUGAAGGAGCUGCUGUUGUACAUCUUGGAUUUCACGUCCUUGCUGAUAGAGCACAGCUUCUCCAGGCAUCUAUACAACUCCAUGGAGCACCUGACUACACUCCUGUCUUCUUGUGAUAUGACUGUGGUCCUGGGGGUACUCAAUCUCCUCUAUGUCUUCAGCAAAAGAUCCAACUUCAUCACCAGGCUGAGCAAUGACAAGAAACAAGGACUCCUUGUCCGACUGACUCAUCUAGCAGAGAGUUGGGGUGGAAAAGACAAUGGUUUUGGUUUAGCAGAGUGCUGUAAAGAUGUGCCAACAUCAAGUUUCCCCUCUAGUGCCACAACUCUUCAUUUUGAGUUCUAUGUUGAAAAUAAAGAUGAAAAAGGAAGUAAAAAGAAUACUGCAAACACAAUAACUUCCAUACAUAUGGAGAAUUUGGAUAAAUCCACAAAAUUACCCUCGCAAAUAAUGGAGGACUUGUUGACAAACUUCAAAAUACCAGAGGAGAAACAGAUGCUGUUGUAUACACAUAUUCGCCUGGCCCACCUGUUCUCCAAUUACCAUGCACGAGUACAAUGCGUCCAAGCAAGGUUACAGGCCCUGGCCAUCCUAGUCUACUCCAAUGCAAUACAAGAAAACAUGAACUCCCUUUUGUACCCUGGACUUAUAGAAGAACUAGUUGACAUCGUAGAGCUGAAGGACAAUACCUUUGUCGAAAUCAAAGCUGCUUCCUUGAGAACUCUGACUUCUAUCAUUCAUCUGGAGAGGAACCCAAAAUUGAAUAAUAUAAUUGAUGCAACUGGAGCCUCGUCCUAUCACGGGUUUCUUCCAGUGCUUGUACGUUCAUGUAUCCAGCACAUGACAGAUCCUCUGUUGACGCCUUUCCCACAGAAAUAUGCCACUGCCUUGUUUUCCUUCCUGUAUCACUUGGCCAGCUACGAGAAUGGUGUGGAGGCCCUGGUGUCCUGUGGAAUGAUGGAGUGUCUCCUGAAGGUCAUUAACUGGUACGGAGACGGACAGGAGCACAUCACUCAAUUUGUGACAAGAGCUGUUAGGGUGGUUGAUCUGAUCACAAACUUGGAUAUGGCUGCAUUCCAGGCACAAGGAGGACUCUCCACAUUUAUCAACAGACUUGAGCAUGAAGUGGAUGUGUGUAGGAAAGAGCAGCCGUUUGAGAUCAAGACUAAGAGGAGAGAGUCGGUGCUGGAGGAGAGCCCGGUGUCCCCGGCCUCUGACAUGGAGACGGAGUCAACAGAGGCUUCUUCAUCAAGAACUCCAGCCUCCCCUGGGUCAGUAGACCCCAACCAGCCCUCCACAUCCUCGGGGGUCACACACGACAAGCUGAUCCCUCAAAACCCAACAAAGACAGGUGUUCAGUGUUACCCCCAAAGAGCAGCUCUGCUGAAGUCCAUGCUCAAUUUCCUAAAGAAAGCAAUUCCUGAUCCAUCAUUUUCUGACAGCAUCAGACAUUUGAUGGAUGGCUCGCUGCCAAAGUCUCUCCGACACAUCAUCAGUAACGCUGAGUACUUCGGGCCCUCUCUCUUCCUUCUAGCCACGGAUGUAGUGACUGUGUAUGUCUUCCAGGAACCAUCCCUGCUCUCCUCCCUACAAGACAGUGGCCUCACUGACGUUGUUCUUCAUGCCUUGUUGAUUAAAGAUAUCAAGACUCCCUACGAAAGCAGAAAAGAUAAUGUAAAUGUUCCAGCUACCAGAGAGGUCCUGGCCUCCCUUCCCAAUGUGUUUAGUGCAUUGUGUCUCAAUGCCAGAGGUUUGGAGUCGUUUGUCAGCUGUAAGCCCUUUGAUAGGUUGUUUAAGGUACUUCUCUCCCCUGACUAUCUCCCAGCUAUGCGGCGAAGACGAGGGUCGGAUCCGUUUGGUAAGAAUGGCGAUACAGCCAGUAAUCUUGGAAAUGCAAUGGAUGAACUCAUGAGACAUCAGCCCUCUCUCAGAAGUGAUGCCACAAAGGCUAUUAUCAAGCUGUUGGAGGAGGUGUGUUCUAUGGGGAGGGACCAGAAGUAUGUGUGUGUGAAACCCACCCCCAAGACAGAGCCUGUGAACAUGUCAGUACAGUCUCCCCAGCCCCCGGACAACAACUCGUCUGACGAAGAGGAGGAGGAGGAUGAGAUUCCUACAACACAGGACAUUGAUGGAAGCAAGCCAGAGACGCAGAGAGAGGCUGCUAGGGCAACUGUAGCCCAAAAUACCCAAGAAAAGCAGCAAAUUCCACUUAUGGAUUAUGUCUUAAAUGUGAUGAAAUUUGUGGAGGCCAUUCUGACUAACAACUCGACAGAUGACCACUGCCGCGAGUUUGUCACCCAGAAAGGAUUGGAGCCGCUGAUGAGUAUCCUAGGUCUUCCCAAUCUCCCUAUAGACUUCCCUACCUCCCCAGCCUGCCAGACGGUGGCUAUUGUCUGCAAAUCCAUUCUGAAUCUAUCCAGAGAGCCUCAGGUUUUGAAAGUUGGUCUGACCAAGUUGGAUGAAGUAUUAGAGAAGUUGAGCCCCCUUCACAAACCAUUGGACCCACCCGGUGGUUCUGUGUUACUAAGAGAGUUGGCCAGUGUGGCCUCCCCCACUGAUGCUACCCUGUCCCCACAGGCCACACCCCUCCUCCACACUCUGUCAUCAUGUCAUGCCUAUGUCAUGAUGUUUGUUCAUGUCUGCAGAAUGGGACAGACUGAUCUUAGAACGAUAUCUGUCAGCCAUUGGGGAUCAGAGCUGGGAUUAAAAGUACUGAGUGGUCUUAGUAAACUGUACACUUCUUUAGUGUGGGAGAGUACAGUACUUCUGGCCCUGUGUAGUGAGGAGAUACUUCCCCCAGGAUGUGCCUUUGGAAAGGCAGACAUGGACAAAUUGCUGCCCAAAGAUUUCAAAUUGGAGAAAGAAGACAUGUCUCCUGGAUCUGCAAUGGGAAGCAAUGGCGUCAGUGCAGCCAUGGAAUCUCUCUCCACGUCAGAGAAUAACGAAACGCCCAUGGAGGUGAACGAAGGAGCAAGUACAUCUAAAGAUGACAAAGAUGGAAAGAAAUCCAAAAUGUCUCCAGCACUGCAGGCCCAGGUAAAGCAGCUAAAACCUCUGUUGUCUGUGUCUUCUAGACUGUGUCGAACUCUAGCCGAGUUAUUCAGUUUACUGGUGAAGCUUUGUGUUGGAAGUCCUGUCCGUCAGAGGCGGUCCCACCAAAUUCCAUUACCCCCAACUGUGCCCUCCCCCUACGCACAGGCAGUGGCCAAGUCCCUUACUAAACUUCUGGCCAACGGAUUCCAGUGGGAACCCCCUGCAUGCUCACCAGUGCCAAAAUUAAGGUUGACGUUUUUGGUGUGUUUUGUUGGCUUUAUGUCCAUGAUGUUUGAUGAGAAGAAGCAGCCAUUUCAUCUUAUGCUACAGAAGUUUGUAGCUCUUGGGGGUCAGGAUGCCUUGUUCAAAGCAUUCGAGUGGGCAUUGACUUUGGGUAAAGAGACUUCCAAAGAUGGACAACCAGAAUUAUCAGAGGAGAUUGCCGAGUUCCUAGACUCUUGGUUGAUGUUGAUUGAGAGGAUGUCCAACCCCAAGACGAUCCUGGAGACCCCUCAUGUAAUGCCAUCUAAAUCUAGUCAGACUGGAUACGUUCCCUUCAGUGCUGUUCAAUACCUCAUCAAGGCACAGAAGGCUGCCUUUAAAGCAGUGAUGAGUCUUUGGAACAAGAAGCCAUUAAAGGUUUAUGGAGGUCGGAUGUCAGAGUCAAUGUUGGCCAUUCUCUGUAACAUCAUCAAGGGAGAGAAUAUUAUCAAAGAGAGGCUUGCCAAGGAGAGGGAAGAGAUGGGAGAUUCCUCCAAUUCCUCAGCAGCAGCAGCUGGUCCAUCCACCAGUGGAGGGGCAGGAGCAGGGGCUUCCCCAGCUGUUCCCAUGGCAACAUCUGCACCCAAUGAAACAGAUGUAAACGAGGCCCAUCUUCAACAGCUGAUGGACAUGGGAUUUACACGAGAACAUUGCAUAGAGGCCUUAGCUCUGACCCCCUCACUCGAGCAGGCCACUGAGUUUAUUCUAACGAAUCGGUCUGCAGACCUGGAAUCUCGAACAAGUGCCCCUCCAGCAGCCCCUGCCCCCACAAAUCCCCCGGGAGUGGUUAUGGAGAUGUCAGAGGAAGACCAGAUGAUGCAGGCUAUUGCCCUGUCUCUGGGAGAAAAUGUGGUCAUGUCGUCCACAGAGGAGAGCAAUGCUCCCUCUUCAUCCGGUACCAAACCAAUAGAGAAGACUCCCUCUAAACCCCAGGUAGAAAUACCUGAAGAGUACAAUGAAAAGCAGGAGGAGGAAGAACCAUUAGAGAAGUCUGUCAUUGACAACUUUACAGAAAAAGUUCUACCAGGUUGUUUGACUCUCCUUGAUGCCCUCCCAGAGACAGUGUACCGAGUUUGUGAUCUCUUGAUAGUGGUCACCAACAGGAAUGGGGCAGACUGGCAGAAAAUGGUGCUAUCUAAUCUUGUCAAAGAGAUUCAGUCCAUAGGUCAAAAGAUCCUUAACAGAGGCAAUAACUUAGAAUCGUUGACAGAGACAGAUAAGGAGGAUCUUCAUUCUGAUGCCUCAAAGUUUGCUGCAAGACUUCAUUUAUUCAGUUUACUAUUUGAGGAAAUGAUGCUUCCAUGUGCAGAGAGUGUAGAAAGUGUGUGGUUGACCGAUUUACUGGUGCAAGUCUUAAACAGUGGGCAGGAGUUCCUCACGGCAAACAAGGACUCAGUCACCCCAAAGUGGUUGGCUCCUUUGCUUCUGUUGUUGGAUCUCUACGAGAAGGUGUCUGUGAUAUCAAAGCGGAAAGCAGAAGCCAGCAAACUACUGUGUCACAGUCACACCUGGAAAUGGUUUGAUGACAGCAGUGGUCGAUGGUGUAAAUAUUCAGCAGUGAACAACAAGACAAUUGAUGAUGCUUACCAAUCAGGGGAAACAAGCAUUAGGUUUCAAGCAGGCAGGAGGAGAUACACUGUUAACUUUAACUCCAUGGUACAGAUCAACGAAGAGACCGGGAAUCGUCGUCCAAUCAUGUUGGCCUUUCCUUCCCCUGAAGAAAUGUCAGAAAAUGGCAAUAAAGAGGAGUCAAAAGAGCCUUCAGUAGAGACUGCACAGUCAGUCAGUAAAAUGGAAACAGAAAGUCCUCCAAAGACAGAAAACAGAAUGAAAGAGUCUGUGAUAGUGUCAGGGAUGAAUCCUGAUCAAAUUACCCAAAUUAUUAGGUGUAUUGUGUCCUUAAUGAACAUUCCCGUGGAAGCAGAGUGCCUACAUGCUGCCCUGCGCUUGGUGUUGCGAUUGACUAGAAAUCACCAGAAUGCCAUGUUGUUUGCAGAAUUGGGUGGACCUCGCAUUUUACUUACCCUGACCCAGAGUUCCUCAUUUCCAGGAUUUAUCUCCCUUGCUUCCUUGAUAUUUCGCCAUAUCAUUGAAGAACCAUCUUCUUUGCGAUACUGUAUGGAAAAGGUGAUAAAGAAAGCUACCAGUGGGACUGGCUCCAGUAUCCACGGUGUCAAGCCUGGCAGUAUGGGCUCCAAGGAGGUCAACUAUGUGUUCAGAGUCCUGGCACCAGCCGCCUGCAGAGACCCUGAGCUCUUCUGUGAUGUCAUUAAAACGACCUGUAGAUUCGCCCUACCUCCAGCCUCUAGUCGAAGAGAUGAUGAUGCUCGGUACAGUGGUCCUCAGAUCUUGAAAAGCGUGUCCACCACCAAGUGUGUGUCAACGACCGUAGAGUCCCCAAUAAAGGAGGUGUUACAUGACCUUCUGAACUGUCUUAUAGCGGAGUACAACUACCAGGACGAUGGUGUGUCUGGAGGAUUUGAGGUACAACCACCCUGUACCCUGGCAGAAGCCAUUGCCAGUGAAGCGAGGCCCUCCGCCAUACCCAGACAGGGCAGCUCAGCUGAUAUUACCAAUGAGGAGGAGCAGGCAGGUGAGCCAGAGACCUCAAAGGAUCAGAACAAAGAGAAGGAGCCCAAGGUCAGUGAGGAUCAGGAGAAGAAGCGGCCUUUGAUGCCCAAGUCCAGUGUCCUCCGGCUGCUGUCUGAGGUGGUCAAAUCCUACAGCAGCUGUACCCAGCUCAUCACUCAGUACACCUACACGGCCGCCCAGACACCACUGGUGCACGAGGAAUGUACAGUGUUGGCAUUUGUGUUAGACAAUCUCCUCCCUCAGUGUCAGAUAUUUGGGGACCGAGACUGCCCCGCCCUGUCCCGUGUGUUUAUCGCCAGCAUCGCGUCCUGCAAUCACAGUCCUGAUGCUCAGAUGACCCUGGUGACGGAGAUCAAGGGGGCGCUACAGAGAGCCCUGGCCCUGCCAGAGAGUGCCCUUAAACACACCAGGAUCCGUGCCCUGACCAAUUUAAUCAGUAUUAUCAUUGACUCAUGCCCCAGCCCUGGGGGCCAGGUUCCCAACCAGAUGUUCAAGGGUCAGCAAACGGUCAUGAACAACAUUGUGAAGUCUCUACUCAAGAAGGGCUUAGUUACAGACCUGGCCCGGCUUCCCCACAGUCUGGACCUGUCUAGUCCGUACAUGGCCAACACGAUCAACUCGGCUCUGAAGCCUCUGGAAACCCUCUCCAGGGGUGUCAACCAGCCCGCCCAGAGUGUGGUGUCAAAGGUCAAGAAAUCAGAGACAGAGACUUCACUACAACAGACGACUGAAUCUCAGGAAGACAACACAACCACAGUGCCUGCGCCAACCACAACACCGGCCGAACCUUCCCAUGUAGGGGAGAUAACUAUCGAGGAUAUCUCGGACCACACGGACACUGGGACAAUGGAAGAGACGGAGCCCAUCAGCACUGUAGAACCAGAGAACGAGGAUGGAGAACGGGGAGAGACAGAGCUGGAUAAUGUGCUAGAUGUCUUACUUAACCGUGAUGGCAACCCAAACAACGAAGUGAUCGGAGAUAUCGUCAUGGAUUCUGAGGACUUAACACUCCAUGACUCUCAGAUGGUCAGUCAGGAGAUCUCCAUUGAUGACGACGAUCCAGAGGAACAUGUACAUGGUGACGACAGCUGUAUUCACAAUGAAGAUGACAGUGCAUCUGAUGUAGAUGAUGAUGAUGAUGAUGACGAUGAUGAUGAAGAUGGUUGUGAGGAUGGAGAUGGGGAUGAUGAAGCAGAAGAUGAUGACGAUGAUGAUGAUGAGGAAGAAGAUGAAGAUGAUGAGGGUUCUGAUAUGGAGGCAGAGGAGGAGGAUGAUUACCCUGAUAUUGACCCGACCCUGAAUCCCAUGAGCGAGUUUGACGAUAACAUCAUGCACAUGGAUGAAAUCUUCCCCACUGGGAGUGGUAGAAGUCAGAGCUUACUUUUCAAUGAAAACAGUGGUUUCAGGAACAUCGGCUUCCAGAUCCCCAUCAGCUUACAUGACAAUGAUAACGGCAAUGAUGACUCAGCACCUGCCAUUCCCCCAGCUCCUGUCAAUGUGAUGUCCUCCCACCCUCUCCUAGUGAGGCAGCCUGACGGACAUGCCAUGAUGGGGGUACAGCGAAGGGGGAGGGGCAGGAGGGAGGCAUCAUGCCGAUACAACCCCACCACACAGACUCUACAUGUCAAUCUGCAGAGGCAGCCCAACCCGCCUGUUAUCUUACAAAGGUUACUUGGUCCUACCACAGCAGCAGAUGUCCUUCAGCUGACCUCGACCUUGACCUCUGUAGCUGGCCCCAACCAUGGCAGGUUGAUGGUCGGUAAUGAUGAUCUCCGCAUCAUAUCUAGGCCUGACGACGACUUGAUUGAGGAGUUCUUGCAUAAUACGAUAGAUCAAGAUGGAGGGCAGGGAGGUUCUGGUGUGCUGACCUACAUUCCCUCCACUCUGACGCGAUGGACGGAGGAAGCCAAAGUUCUGGAUGGAGACAGUGUUCACGAUUGCGUGACUGGUUUGAAACCAGACUUAAUAGAUUAUUUGGAGAAAAAGAGGGAGGAAGAGUUGGCGGAGAGGAAGGAGAAAUCUCAGAAGCAGUCGGAGGAAGCCAGCAAGGAGAAGUCCAACAACACCUCCAUAGGAUGGGAGGCUCCACAAUAUAUGGAGGUAACACAAACCCCAACAACAACCAGUGGCUCAGCGGCUACAACAACUGUUACCAUGACAACCUCUGACUCCACAGUGACCACCUCAGCAGGAAGGCAGAUAAGUGCCUCUGAAGCAGCUGCUGCUGCGGAGCUGAUAGCCACAGCUGUUGUGGAGGACAUCUUGGCCCUACCCCAGGGCCAGUCGGCACCACCUCCAGCCUCUGUUGGAGCCCCAGCGAAUACAUUCACCACCCCUGCCGUCACCAUGCCUGCCGUGGCUCCCAAUGCUCCCGUGGUGGACUACCACCGCCCCGUGUCUUCUUUCUCAGGAAGUACUCCAAGUGGUCCCUGUAACCUAGCCUCUCUGUUGCUGUCAGAGGAUUUGAUCCCUGACUCCCCUCUCUCCAGCUCAUCCAUUGAUAAUCUCCCCCAGGGAUUGGGACAGGAGUCAGUGCCUCCACCCACCCUGGAAGGCAGUAUCACCCCAGAGGAGACUUCAGCCAUCAGCAGUUCUGAUGCCGUCACAGUGCAGUCUUCAGAGAGUUCAGAGGAAUUGAAUUCAGGAAAUGUUGCUGAUGCUACUACCACUAAUUCAUCCAGUGGGUCACAGCCUUCAGGUGUCUUGGACAACAUUGCGAAUGCCCUGACCAUAGACACGGCAGGUAUCGGUACCCCUCCAGCAUACCAUGGCUUCUCCUCCAGCCUCUUCCCACAAAGCACCACAGGUAAUGAUCCCCCGGUCAAUCUGUCAGCCCUUACUAGCAGCAUGAUGGGGGCUCUCAGUGCCUCGAUCAACGUCCCCUCCAGCAUCCUGUCUACUGGGGGAGAGGCUGGGAGUUCCUCAGCAGUCGGUGAGGAAGGGGCACCUGCUCCAUCAAGUGCCUCCAAUGUACAGUCUGGUUCAGCUCUUGAUGGAUUCGGAGAAUUUCCAGAUGGUGUGGACCCAUCAUUUUUGGAAGCACUGCCGGAAAACAUACGACAGGAGGUUAUAGCAGAACAAAUGAGGCUACAGAGGAUUCGACAGAGUGCCAGGGAGCAGGCCCAGACUGCCCAAUCCACCGGCUCACUCCAAGUCAGCCCCGAGUUCCUAGCAGCUCUGCCACCCAAUAUCCAGGAGGAGGUGCUUGCACAACAAAGAACAGAGCAGGCUCGGAUGGCCGCCGUACAGCAGCAGACCACGGCUAAUGCCGAGGCCCCCGUGGACCCGGUCAGCUUCUUGGCCUCCCUUCCCAGCUCCCUACGGCAGCAGGUGCUGGCAGACAUGGAUGACAGCACAGUGGCAGUACUGCCCCCUGACCUUGCCGCUGAGGCCCAAGCUCUGCGCCGCGAGCUGGAAGAGAGACACCGCAGGCUGAUGCAGGAGAGGCUGUUUGCCCAGGCCGCCGGUGCAGGUUCUCUGUCAGCUAUUCUUAGACAUUCAGGUUUUGGGGGUCGUCUGGGAGGAGGAAGGUUGGCCAUUCGAGCACUCCCCCGCAGUGGCACUCAGUGGACAUGGGCGUCCAGCCGUCUCAACGGACCCAGCUCAAGCUCCAAUCAGAAUGCAGUAAAAUUACGCGGGCGACACCUACUGGAUCAUGAGGCCUUAACGUGUUUACUUGUUCUGUUGUUUGUGGACGAGCCGAAGUUGAACACAACGAGAUUACAUAGAGUGUUACGCAACCUGUGUUAUCAUGGGCCCACGAGGAUGUGGGUCAUCAGGGCUUUGUUGUCCAUUCUGCAAAAAACGGGCGACUGUCGAUUGGAGGAUGAGAAAUCUGCACGAGAGAAAGGAAAGAAGAAGCUGGCGACGGAGAGUGAGUUGACAGUUAAAAGUGACACAAAAAAUCAGGGCUCCUGGCUGUCCAUAAGUCUGGAGGCUGCUCUUGGUUGUAGAGCCAACGUCUUUCAAAUUCAUAAAACGGGCAAAAAACACUUAUCUGGGAGCUGUCCUGGCUCUGUGACUAUCCAUGACCAGGCUUCUCCUGUGGUGUGUAGGCAUGUGUUAGACACUCUGAUAGCACUAGCUAAAAUAUUCCCCAGUCAGUUUCUUCCAACUUCAAAAGUGAAGGAAGUUGAAAAGUGCAAUGAACAUGGUGAAGAGGGUAAGACAGAUAGUGAGAGUAAAACAAAAACAUCUAGCUCCUCUACUAGUACUAGUCCUAAAAGUGCCAAAGAUUCAACAACAACAACUACAGAGACAGAUUUCUGGGAUCUCUUGAUCAAACUGGACAGCUUAAAUGCAAACAAGAAAGGUAAAAGUGUUCAGAAGACAGCCAGCAAUGUUGACGGGGAGGCCAACUUCUUCAGUUACGACUCCUCUCCCCUGGGACAGUUGAUGUUCAUGUUGUCGCACCCAGUGAUAAAGCGGAGUCAGUUGUUAACAGACCGGUUAUUGAGACUGUUAGGCCUUGUAUCCCUGGCUCUCCCUGAUGUUACGCGCAACACGUCUACCGCCGGUAUCACUUCAACGACUACGGGGGUCACUGGAGCAGGUCUGAUGACCACUGCAGCAGCAAGUGGUACUGCUACCGCUACCACUACAACCACUUCCACCUCUGCAGGUGGUACACAGACCACUCCAACUGUGGUUUCUAGAGGUGUCAGUACCACCAAACCUCCAGUAGUAGAGGAGAAGAAGGAGGAGGUCAAAGUGAAAGAAGAAGGAUCGGUGGUGUUAGAGGACAGGCUACAGUUAGCUGUACAGGUGCUGACUUCCAAGUCCUGCUCUGAGGAAGGACUAGAGGAUGCCACAAACUUACUGUUACAGUUGUCCUGGGCCAAUAAUGCCACGCGCCAGGCGGUCCUCAAACUUCUGCUGGAGGGGGCCAGGGUCCUCGGCAUGACAGUCUGUGCUCAUAUCAGGUCGCUGUUGGAGGAACUGAGUGAAUUUACAAAGAAGAACAAAGACCUAGAGGAUGACAAGGACAUGGAGACCACGCCCUCACAGUCGUCUAAAGGCUACAUACAGGACAGGUAUAACCCCAGUGCCAGUGUUGUGGUGGCAGCCCCCAAAAAGAUCAAGGCUGGCCGGGAGCUACAGCUGCCCUCCAUGUCCCUCCUGACCAGCAAGACCUCCAGCCAACAGUUCUUCCUGAGGAUCCUCAAGGUCAUCAUCCAGCUACGAGACGCGGCCAAAAUACAGGUCAAACGAACCGCCAGGAGAGGGGAGCGAGACCUGAGCAGUAUCACGGAGGCAAUGGCAGCCCUCGAGGCAGAGGCUGAAGCCAUCAUGGACAUGGUUGGACGUCGCUCAGAGCAGCAGAACCAGGCCCGGCAACAGCAGGAUUCCAGCAGCAGCAGUGCCCCCUCGGACCAGCCAGCUGAGCAGGCACAAGAGGGACAACCGGCCAACAACCCACCCCCAGUCGAUGCCAACCCCGACUCUCCGAUGGAUGUAGAUCAAUCAGGGCCCUCCACAUCCCCUCAAGAGAAGACUGAGGAGUCUGCCCCUCCCCAGCAGUCUCUGAGUGACCAGCUGGGGCUGGAGGAGUUGUGGAACACCCUGGGGGACUGUCUGACAGAGCUUGCUAAGACCCCGGACCACCAUGCAGUCCUCAUCCUACAGCCGGCAGUCGAGGCCUUCUUCAUUGUUCAUGCUGGGGAGAAGGAUGCGAAAUCUCAGGACCAGAGAACACCGAGGCGGGAGGAUCAGCUGGCACAUCUCAACAUGGACCUGGCCCCGGCCUCGCCUGCAGCCCCUGGGAGCGAGAAUCCUGCCCCUGUCCAACGGGAUGGCUCCAUCACGUCUGUGUCCUCUCUCACAGCGCUACCCCCAGACACACAGAAGUUCCUCAAGUUUGCUGAGACCCACAGAACAGUUCUGAACCAGAUUCUGCGUCAGUCCACCACCCCCCUGUCUGACGGACCGUUCUCCGUGCUGGUCGACCACACCCGUAUCCUGGACUUUGAUGUGAAGCGGCGGUACUUCAGACAGGAACUAGAGCGACUGGACGAGGGAAUGAGGAGAGAAGACUUGGCUGUACAUGUCAGGAGAGAGCAUGUGUUUGAGGAUUCCUUCCGGGAACUCUUCAGACGCACCGCUGAUGAAUGGAAGCACAGAUUCUACAUUGUGUUUGAGGGUGAAGAGGGUCAAGAUGCUGGAGGCUUGCUAAGAGAGUGGUACAUCAUCAUAUCCAGGGAAAUCUUCAACCCCAUGUAUGCUCUGUUCAGUACAUCACCAGGAGACAGGGUCACCUACACAAUCAACCCGUCCUCUCACUGCAACAGCAACCACCUCAGCUACUACAAGUUCGUGGGUCGCAUCAUCGCCAAGGCUGUGUACGAUAACAAGCUUCUGGAGUGCUACUUCACUCGGUCAUUCUACAAACAUAUCAUAGGCCAGACUGUCAAGUACACAGACAUGGAAAGUGAAGACUAUUCUUUCUACCAGGGUUUGGUAUUCUUGACGGAAAAUAAUGUUUCAGAUCUUGGAUACGAUCUCACAUUUAGCACAGAGAUUGAAGAGUUUGGUGUGACUGAGGUCCGGGACUUGAAGCCUGGGGGUAGGAACCUCUCUGUAAACGAGGACAACAAGAAGGAUUAUGUGAAGUUAGUGUGUCAGAUGAAGAUGACUGGAGCCAUACGCCAGCAGCUCAAUGCUUUUAUGGAGGGCUUCUAUGAUAUCAUUCCUAAACGCCUAAUCUCCAUUUUCAAUGAACAAGAGCUGGAGCUUCUGAUAUCUGGUCUGCCCACCAUUGACAUUGACGAUCUGAAGGCCAACACAGAGUACCACAAGUACCAGGCCACCUCUCUACAGGUACAAUGGUUCUGGCGUGCCUUGCGUUCCUUUGAUCAGAAAGACCGAGCCCAGUUCCUGCAGUUUGUGACCGGAACGUCCAAAGUUCCUCUACAAGGCUUUGCUUAUCUGGAGGGGAUGAAUGGAUACCAGAAAUUCCAGAUACACCGAGACGACAGAUCCACUGACAGACUGCCAGUGGCACAUACAUGCUUUAACCAACUGGACUUGCCUGCAUAUGAAACAUAUGACAAACUGAAAAGAAUGCUGCUCUUGGCUAUCAACGAAUGUUCUGAGGGAUUUGGUCUUGCUUAACUCAAAAAGACAUCCUGAAAUUGUUUUGCACACAAAACGAUUUAGUAAUACAUCUGUGUCGGCCGGUUGUAGAACAAAUACAUUUUAUAAGUGCAGAAUAACAAAAAGUGCUAUAAAUGGUGAUAUUGACGCUGUGCUCUGAAUGAAGUUGCUUUAUUAUGUUUUAUUGUGGAAAGAAGGUGCUUGUCAGGCUUUAUAUAGAUAUAUAUAUAUCCAUUCUGUCUUUUAGAGAUCUUCAUACAUUCAUGCAGUUGAUUAAUAUCUCAAAUUAAAAUGUAAAUAAUGUUGGGCUAUAAAUUUUACUUCUAGAAGACCUGCCACUAAUGCCAUGUAGUCAGGAAAAUAUCAUAGAAAUUAUUUGAAAUCUUGUAGAUGACUACUGUUUAUUAUAAAGUUAAAAAAACUAUAUUGAUAUACAUGUAUAUAUUAUAUACGUGCAUGAUGUGGGGGCAUUUUGUGAAUAAUACUGCAUUUACAAAGUAUGUGAAAUAUGUUGACAUAAACUAUAGCAAAGAGAAUCGCUAAAGCAUAGAAAUUACAGGAUUCUCAGUAGUUGUUGUUUGAUUUGUAAAUAUUGUCAAAUAUUUUGUUCUUAAGAUGUUAUUUAUUAUUUAAACUAUCAUUAAGCGACGGGGCAAAAAGUCAUACAAAAUGUGUGGUGCAUUGAUGAGUUAGAAUGAAAGAAGCUAGUAGUUUGAUGGGUAUCUGAAAGCAAUGAGUUAUCUGCCCUUCAUUUUUCACAUGUUUUUGUGUUAUACACAGUUUGCAAUGAUAGAUAUAUCUUUAAAAAAAAAUUACAUUUAUCACAUUUGUUACUUUCUAUUGUCCAUGAUGAAUAAAAUCUCUGCCAAAUUU